Molecule: messenger RNA, 7864 nt
Organism: Pelobates cultripes (western spadefoot toad)
Lineage: Eukaryota; Metazoa; Chordata; Amphibia; Anura; Pelobatidae
Source: the annotation of a GenBank genome assembly
UGUCGGUCCUGCCCACACCUGGCACUGGAUCGAAGGACACACAAACCAUACUGACUGCUUGUUAUAAAGGCAUAGUGGGUGAUGACGUUUUUUGUUUACACCGCUAGCCCCGCCCCGUCACGUGACUGGCAGUUACAUUAGGCGCUGUCAGGCCGCUCUCCGCAGUUAGUUCCGGGUGUCGGGAUGACUGAGGCUGUAUUCCACGAGCGGCAGCGGCUCGAGCUGUGCGCGGUGCACGCCCUCAACAACCUGCUCCAGAGGCCGGAGAUCAGCCAGCAGCUGGCGGAAGACAUCUGCCGGGGGUGAGAGGGGAGACCUAGUAACACUGGGCCCAUAGCGCUCGAGGGAGUGAAUCCCGGGCGGACUACAUUUCCCGUGAUGCUUAGCUAAGGCUUAACAAUGACUGCCUUGGGUACCAGCUGGCUGCCAGGCUCCUAUUAGGGAUACAGGCAAAGUGUAUGGGGGGUGGCAUAACAGUGCUCUAACUAUAGCAUUACCGACCAAUCUGAACGAGCUACUAUGGCUUUAGUUUUCUAAACUAUUACUGCACAAUAAAACUAAGUGAGCAUACAAAUAAAGUAAUUUUUUUUAAAAAAGAUAAAAUUUUAUAUAUAUAUAUAUAUAUAUAUAUAUAUAUAUAUAUAUAUAUCUAUAUAUAUAUUUGACCAAAAAAAAGUUUAUUAACAGGGUAUCAUGGUUAAAAGGCCUUGGGUGCUUUUCAAGGUUAGAAGGCAUCACCUGAGCACCGGAACUUUGGGCAAGAGGCAAAAAUGUGAAAUAUAACUUAAUUAAAACCUUUUAAAGUUUAAACGAGUUAUGGAAAAAAAUUAACUACAAGACGAGAAAAUGUAUUCUUUGCGUCCAAGACCCUGGGACAACCUGGAAAGUGGUGGGUUUAGGAGAUAAAUCGGUUAACUACUAAAUGCUGAAUUUUAGUAAAUUGAAAGCUAUUCCCACCUAAAUAUUGCAGUUUAGUUUUCGGUUCACUAAAAAUUUGGGGGAGGCUUAUCAAAGUAUCCUGAGAAAUGUCUUUUAUUUAUUUAUUAAAUUGUUCUUUAAGUGUUGUAUAAACGUGGUGACUCUUCUCCACCUAAGUUUAUCAACUUUACACAAAAAAAAAUUAAUUUCCAAAAGAUCUCCACGUUUUGGGGGGGGGGUUCUAAUGGAAAAAGUGAUAGAUUAUUAAAUUCAUUGUGUUGCCCAAAAAAAGCAUAUUGUAAAAUAUGACAGUACAAUAGAGGUAACAGACAAAAAAAUUCAACAGACUUAAUAAGCUAAGCUAAAAAAAAAAGUGCUAAAUUGUCUGUCACUACUGCAACUAAAUCUCCUCUUCUGUUUUUAGUGAAUAAACUCCAAAGGAGAGAGGUUAAAUUUUGAGAAAGUAUUCUCUACAGGGAAUGCUUAAAAUGCCUUGGAUUCCAUAUAAUAUUGUAUAGAUUGAUUCAAGUGAGUAGCACAUGGAUGUAGUCUAUUUAAAACAUGGCUUGUAAUAGAUAUAUAUUUUUUAUGUUCAGUCUCUAAGGUACUAUAUUUUUCGGGCUGACUAGUUAUUUAUUCACUUUAACGGUGUAUCAUUUAAAAUGGUCUCUUCAAAAUGAUUGCUUCUUCCUCAAGCAGAGGUGACAUUAAAGAUCCAACCCUAACAAACUACUAAAGUAAUAAUACUUGAAAUGUAAAUGACUUAAUUUUCAUGACAAACUUUGUAAUAGCUCACUUGACUGUAUAAGUAGUUAACUGCUAAAUUGCCAUUCUCAUGUUGUUUCUCUUGUAUUUUUUACUUUUAAGGUUGUCACCAAACACCAUGAUUAACCCUCACCGCAGCAUCUUGGGAACUGGUAAUUAUGAUGUUAAUGUUAUAAUGGCUGCUCUUCAGACAUUAGACUAUGCAGCUGUGUGGUGGGACAAACGAAAGUAAGUGAAAUAGUCUUGCUUGGAGACAUGUAUAUGUUUUUAAUGGUGAAUAACAAGUAGAAAAGUUUUAAAUGUGGAAAACCAUUUGUACUAUAACUAGCCUGUGUAGGUAAACUGAUUCAUUACACCUGUCUCGCAUACUUCUUACAUGAGGGUCAUAUGCAGUGAAGAUGCUGCAGUGGAAAAACUGUACCAGUUGUUUAGCCACACUUGGCAAGCAUCAAACCUACCAUACCAAGAAAGCAUAAAAUAUACUUGGUUUUAGAAAACAAAUAACCUUACUAUAGAUGAUAGUUUAACAAAUCCAAGGAGUCUGGUUAAUAUAAUUUCUAAAUAUUAACUUUUCUACUGAUCUUUCAUGGUUAUUCACUAAAUUGAAUUGCUUAGUAUUUCAAAGUAAACUUUUUGAUUUUCAGCCAAAGUAGUUGAAUUGAGAAAGACAAGUCUACUUAUCAACUGUUUGGCUAUUUUGGCCCAAAAUGUGACAUUUUAUUUCAAUUCCUGAUAAAUCCACUUGAGUAUUAAAUAGUUCUGUUUUCUCAUAUAAACAGCUUGCUACAGUCUUAAUCUUACGAAAGAUGUUUGUCAGCACCUGGCACAGAGCAUUUAAAAAAAAUAAAAAUUUAAAAAAAUCCUUGUUAAGAAUACUCCCACUUUUUGAACGAGUGUAGCUUUCUACAAAGUGACCACAGCCAAAAUGAUGUAUGCUUAACUAUGCAUAUAAAAAUGCAAAUUGAAACUCAUUAAAAUACACAGAAAACUAGUUUUUAUUGCAGUUUAUUUUAAACUAUACAUUGUGCACAUCACAUUAUUUUAUACCCAAAUUAAGUGUUGCCAUUUAUAUGAAUCACACCGAAGAGCACAUACUCAAUACAUCCAAAGGAAUUGUGCAUCAGAUGCCUCCUUUGUAUGAUGACAUGCUAAGGAGCAAUUAAAUUUCUGAAACUGACUCAUGCACAUAGUUUGAGUGACACCAUCCUACUGGAAUGAACAUUUUUAGUCUACUUCCUUCAAGAAUUCUAUGAAAGACCAUAGGAGUUCAUAUAAAUUGUGAAUCUAUCUGGGGCCCUUAGUUGUGGCACAUCAUAGUGUGUUUGUAUAUCAAAGAGGCUAUACUGAUACUGGAAUUCUUUAUUUUCCUUUAAAAUAAUAGUUUUUUUUGUUUGUUUGUUUUUUUUAUUUUUUAUUGAAGAGUCAAAUUGUUUAGUAUUAACCAGACACGUUUUUUUUUUUUACAUUAUGAAAUGUUUGUUUACUAUGGUGAUAUGCAAGCAAGUGCUGUACUCUGAUCUGUUGCUAUUCAUUGGCUAGGUAAUUUGGAUUUUCAAGUUGUUUUUAAUUUUUAUUUCUUUUUUUCCCUUCUAAAAGAUCUCUGGAAAGUUUAGUCUUGAGUGAGAUUUUUGGUUUCAUUCUGAAUAUCCCAUCUCCUAUAUCGGUGGGAUUUCUUUCACUGCCCAUCACUCGCAAACACUGGAUCGCUGUACGAGAAAUCAAUGGAGUUUUUUUCAAUCUGGACUCAAAACUGAAAGCCCCAGCCAAACUAGGAGGCCCUGUGGAGCUUAAGUAAGUAAAUUAAUGUUUCUUAUGUGCUGGGAUAGUGAAGUGUCAGGCAGAAGAAAUAAAAUCUGAUCAGAACAUGUCGUUCAAAUAGGUCUCCAAAAUCCAGUUGACUGCAAAGUGUGCCAAUUGCUGAUUUAUUUAUUUUAGUGUACAAUUAACAAUAAGAUGGAUUAAGAACGGAGUUUGCUAAACCGAAGCAAAAUUGAAUGCAAUGAGAAAAUUUUCCAACUCUGGUAUAAUCCCAACUUGAUUAAUUUUGUUUUCAGUUUACCAUUAAGACCCUAAAGACUUUUCAGCCCAGUGUUUUGUAACUUCUGGUUCUGGGCCCUUUGUUGCAUAUUUCUGUAAGCUUGCAAUGGUUGCAACAUGAUCAUCAGGCCCCAGGCAAUGGACCACAAAAAGUUGUUCCAAGUGCAGUAGACAGCCCUCUGACACCUGAAAUACAUUGCAUUAGCACUGAAGAAUGUAAUGCCAUGUUAAAAGAAAAAAAAAUGUAAGUGGCUCUGUCACCUGUGAGUAUUUUAUAAAGAUGUAAUCAUUACGAAACGCUCAUUGAAUUAAACUGAUAUAGCUCCUGGCAGAUGAAUAGCUAGGAGCUAAAGCAUGUAAAAAUAUGCAGAGACCCCCAAAAGUGACUGGUGAAACUGCCAACAAAACGUAUAGAUAAAGAUACUUAUUCUUUAAUAACGUUUUGUGCUCAUUGAGGGUGCAUUGAAAUCUGACAUAUUUCCAUUUUUGAUAGUGUCCAAAGCACUUUUUAAUGAUGAUAGAGUUCAUAUGAAAUACAAUUUCAUCUAUGUCCUGUGACAUUGCCAUCACUUGCAUGGAUGAACCGUUAUAUCCUUAUAUCUUGAUGAACUCUUUACAUUGAGUUCAUGAAAUCAGAAGUCUAAGGGCAACUGUGUACACAGAUGGACCAUUUUCCAGUAACUUGGAAUCCUCUAAAUGUGCCCCUCUCUGCAUGUGCAUAAUUUGUUGGAAGGGAACUGUACAUGUAUCCAAUGUGCCCAUUCCCAGAGGUUACUUUGAAUGUGAAAAGAAAAAUAUUUCAAUAAGUAUAUAUUUUUGUCUAGACGUUUUUGUUGUCCGUUUCACCAGAACAGAAGUGCCCCAAAGGUAAAUCUCCAGAUGUUGUAGAGCUACAGCUUCCAUGAUGCUUUGUCGUUCUAUAGGCAUAAAAAUCAUCAAGGGAAUUGUAGUUUUAAAACAUCUGGGGGUCUACUUUUUGGGCACCCCUGCACUAGAACAUUCCAUAGAUUAAAUAAACCUCUUCCUGAAUCUAUACUUCUCAUCCACCAAAAAUGAAAUUUGUGGGUGACUUUAAAUAAUGCAAAAAGUCAGUUUGUAUCAAAAUAAUCAAAUACAAUAAAUCUUACAUAAACCUUUGUCUGUGCACACCAAACUCUUGCCACUAGAAGCACUUUUAUGCAAUAUCCUCCACAUGCCACAAACUAAUUGGGGCUGUUAUGAAAGUGGCAGUACUUGCGAACAACAUCCUGCCAGUUAGUUUUCCUCUUCUGAAUUUUUUUAUAUUUUGGGCUCCAGUAUGUUUUGUCUUUUAAUGUGUAUAUUCCUAGAUACCUUGUUGGCUUGUUGUCAGAGUUAACUGGUAAUUAUUGGAUGUUGUCUCCAUGAAAUUGACUCGCCUUAGGAUAAAAUGAUUUACAAUGAAAGACUUCUGUGUGUUUCGUCAGCUUAUAGCAUUAGUCUUUAAUGCACAUUCCACAAGUUCUAUUCUUUGAUAAUUGCAGAACAUGCUAGCAAAUACUGAUUGAGUCAUUGUUUACAACUGUAUGAAUGAUUAUUAUCCAGUGAGCUCAUUUGCUUAUUUUAACAACCACCUUUUUAGUAAUAAGCACCUAUACAAUAAGCUGUUAAAAUCCUCAGCCAUGUGUACAGUGUGAGCACUCCAAAAAGGAAUUUCUCUUCCUGAAGGGAUCUGUUAAAAAAAAAAAAAACAAAAAAAAAACUGGAUACACCAUUUAAAUAAAUGGUGUUUAUCCAUUGACCAUAUGGUGACGUAUUGAUUCCACAUUGAGCUGGCACAAGUACAGAAGACUGCUCAAACUGUUAGUCUCUCCUUGAAUUGCAAGAACUGCAUUAAAGUGGGUGUCCACAGUACACAGAGCUCAUGGCAAGUAAAGGUGAUUACAUAAAGUUGAACUGAAUGUGUAAGCUAGACUUCCCCAUGUGACAUUAGGCAUGGAUGCUUGGUGGUCUAUAUUUUGGUCACCUUGUGAUGUAAGAAUCAGAAUAAUUACAUAUUAUACAAAAUAUCCGAUAUCCCAAUCAUAUAUAGGAAUAGAAAAUGGUUGGGGACAAUGUAAGAGGGAUUGGAGCAAUGCGGAUGCAAUGAUUAAAUGAACUAGAGGCCUAUAGAAAAUUAUUAUUAAUAAUAUUCUUUUAUAAAAUUGGGGAAGACCUUUAUUCUCACCCAUGCAAUUUGAGCAGUUCUGAUCCACUGCAACCAACCAAAUUCAAACCAAAGUUUGAAUUCAUGAACAUUGAUUUAAUUCCUACCAAAUUAACAGUGACAUCUACAGCAUUAAGGUCAAAUACAUGGCACAGCAGGACAGAUAACAACAUAUGUGAUGCUUAUUGUCAAGCACCUUGUAGCUGUGUGAAUAUGUAAAACUUUUUAUAGUCUGUCCUACUGUGCUGUUUAGUCCACAAAUUACAUUGCUGUGCAGUGGAUUUCUUAUUUUUUUUUAAUUUGGAUAAAUAAAAGCAGAUGUUAACCGUACUGAAGUUGUUAGUUGCUUUAUGCUUUACCUGUCCAGUUCAAAAAAACUGAAAUGCAACAUUAUACCUAUUCACUGCCCAUUUCAUGACAUUGGCACCAUAGCCUGCCGAACAGGAUUUCUUAUCCCAAGAAUGCCUCAAAUACUUUACACAUGCUCUGACCUGUGAGGUUAUUGCAUCACAUGAGCCAAGGUAUGUAUUCUGGUAGAGAUUGAUAUUCAUUCUAGGGAAAACUGUAUAAUUUUGUUGGUGAAAGAAAGAUUAACUGUAAUAUAACCUCAUUGCAUUUUAGUUUGUAAUGCGUAAAUAUAAUCACAUUCUAUCAAUGUCCACUUGUUGUUUUGUAGGAUUACAAAUGAUCAACUUUAACCCCUUAAGGAAUAAACUUCUGGAAUAAAAGGGAAUCAUGACAUGUCACACAUGCCAUGUGUCCUUAAGGGGUUAGAGUUGAUCCAACCCUUUGUAAGACAUCUGUUUCAUUUACCUUACAAUACCCUAUUGGGAAUGAGAGCACGUGUAUUUUAUAGUUAAAAGAAUACUUUAAUGUCAUGAAUAGAAACUUACAGGUCUGUUCCUCCUCCUUUUUAAUUUUCAGAUACAGAUAAGGUGAUUACUCGCCUUUUUCCACUGCUGCGCAGGUCUGGUCACAGAAGGCUCCAUCCCAUUUGGCUGAGAUCAUGAAACUUGGUGAUCUCAGCCAAUCCAAUGCUUUUCCAUAGGAGAGCACUGGGAGGCUAUUGCGCAUGUGCAGCAAAACACUUAUCUGUGCUAAACAGCAACUCCUUAUAGACAUAUUGACUCAAUACAUCCUUGAGGAGCGUUCAGUGUCUCCAUGCAGAGCUGCACACUGUGCAGCACUGACACAGGAGUGACUGCCACUGGUGUCCCUAGACAGUAAUGUAAAAACUGCCUAUUCUCUGAAAAGGCCGUGUUUACAUUAAAUUGCCUGCGGGGACAUGCUGUAGUCACAGAACACCUACAAUAAGCCGGAGUUGUUCUGGUGACUAUAGUGUCCCAUUAAGAAAAAAUACUAGACCUGUUUUAGAUGUUAAUCUGAGGUGUUUAAACUGGAAACCUAUAAAGCAUUGUCUGAUUUUGUGAUUUGUCCAUUUAUUUUCUUUCUUGUAUUGCAGAGGAUUCCUGCAGGAGUGCAUUGCUAGAGGUUCAUGUGAGAUCCUGCUUGUCGUUCGGAAGGAUGUAGAAGAAGCAAGACUCUGGAUUAAUGAUGUAGGAGAGAUGUGACCAUGAAACCUUGUUUUAACCAUGGACAUGUUUUUCUGCUUCCGCCCUCAGCUGUGCUGAGUUCUGCAACUAAAACUUUUAAGUUAUAAUACUGGGUCUGUCCCAUAGGUUUAUUUAUUGGAGCUGUAGCUCCGCUGCCAAUACAAGUCGACCUUGUAAAUGCAGAUAACCAUAAUAAUGCUAGUCUAAACUCUUGCAUUAAUAUGCAUUUCUUACAAUGCCUUAACUGUCUAGUCUUUUUCUACCACAUGCUGCAUAUUAAUAAGCCAUAAAAGCUGAAUAUUUAUUUGUAAUAAUAUUAAAGGUCUUUUAAAUGAACUCCAUGUUUUGGCCGAUCUUCUGAGUUUUGUUGAUGUAUCCAGAAGACAAGAGAAUUUGAGCUUUUUUUAAAUCUAAAAGGGACACUGGG